AAUACUAGUAUGUAUAAACCGGAAGUACUCCCACGGCAACCCGGAAGCUGAAGUAAAAAACAAAAGCUUGUAAAUGAAUCCGUCGUUUCGUUAUUGAUACUUUGUUUUUGUCACGUCCUGCCGCAUGUUAAAUGUUGUGCACUUGAAGACAUAUCCUGGUGACUAACUUCACGAACUGAGAGCGACGACGGCCGCCCUCCGAUCUUAUUGUUAGCUCAUGCUAAUGCUAAUGCUAAGGCGGUGAAUGUUGGACAAGAAGACUUCGUUCAUAGUUACAAUUCUCCACCAAGCAUGGCCAUGAAGUCCGGGGAAGAACGUCUGAAGGAGAUGGAGGCCGAGAUGGCUCUGUUUGAGCAGGAGGUGCUAGGAGGAGCAGGUCCAAACGCAGGAGGUGGAGGAGUGGGGGAGGCACUCCCCGUGGCUUUGGCGGUCAUCCGACCAAUUAUUGGCACGGGCACCUACAGCCGGGUUCAGCAGACACUUGAUGCCAGGGCAGCUUUUGUUGGACCUCCACCUACCACCUUUGUUGCAGCAGUCCCUCCAGUCAGCACCCCCCCUCCUCCAUUGAUGAGACCGGCCUUCGUUCCACACAUCCUGCAGCGGCCAGGUGCUCAGAGGAUCAACAUCAUGCGUGCACCUCCUGUGGCUCCUCCCAUGCCACGGCCUCCUCCGCCCCCGCCCAUGAUGAUGCCGCCUUCCCUGCAGGGCCAGAGCCCUCCCAGUGUCUCCUCGCCAGUCCAGCACAUGACUGCUGCACCUGUGGUGAGCGACAUGAUGGCCAUGGUCCCUGCCCCGCCCACAAGACCGGGAGUCCCGCCUUCCAUCAAGUCGGCUGCGACCAUCUUCCAGGCUGCGCCCACCGUUUACUCCGCCCCUCCCGUCACCGUCGGACCCCCCAAAAAUGAUGCCCUUGCUCAGCGGCAAGCCAGAAUGGAGGAGCUGGCUGCUCGUGUUGCCGAGCAACAGGCUGCAGUGAUGGCAGCAGGUCUGCUGGACAGGAGGGAGAGUGAAGACAACACUGCAGUCAUUGGACCCAGCAUGCCAGAGCGGGAAGUACGCAAAGAGCCUGUGGAGAGUUCCAGUGAGGAGAAGAAGGCCAACAAGUCCAAGAGUGACAAGGUCAGGAAGUGCAUCAGAACAGCAGCAGGAAGCUCUUGGGAGGACCCCAGUCUGCUGGAGUGGGAGACAGAUGAUUUCCGUAUCUUCUGCGGGGAUCUUGGUAACGAGGUCAAUGACGACAUCCUGGCCAGAGCUUUCAGCAGGUAUCCAUCUUUCCUCAAAGCCAAGGUGGUGAGAGACAAGCGCACAGGAAAGACCAAAGGCUACGGCUUUGUCAGCUUCAAAGACCCAAACGAUUACGUGCGAGCGAUGCGGGAGAUGAACGGCAAGUACGUCGGCAGCCGGCCCAUCAAACUGAGGAAGAGCAUGUGGAGAGAUCGUAACAUGGAGGUUGUACGCAAGAAGCAGCGGGAGAAGAAGAAGCUGGGACUGCGAUAGUCUCCACACAUAAGUACUACUAAGUACUACAUGGAUCACAUAAGUACUACAUGGAUCAACAUAGUCUCCCACACAUAAGUACUACUAAGUACUACAUGGAUCACACAAGUACUACAUGGAUCAACAUAGUCUCCCACUCAUAAGUACUACUAAGUACUACAUGGAUCACACAAGUACUACAUGGAUCAACAUAGUCUCCCACACAUAAGUACUACUAAGUACUACAUGGAUCACAUAAGUACUACAUGGAUCAACAUAGUCUCCCACACAUAAGUACUACAUGGAUCAACAUAGUCUCCCACACAUAAGUACUACAUGGAUCAACAUAGUCUCCCACACAUAAGUACUACAUGGAUCAACAUAGUCUCCCACACAUAAGUACUACAUGGAUCAACAUAGUCUCCCACACAUAAGUACUACAUGGAUCACAUAAGUACUACAUGGAUCACAUAAGUACUACAUGGAUCACAUAAGUACUACAUGGAUCAACAUAGUCUCCCACACAUAAGUACUACAUGGAUCAACAUAGUCUCCCACACAUAAGUACUACAUGGAUCACACAAGUACUACAUGGAUCAACAUAGUCUCCCACUCAUAAGUACUGCUAAGUACUACAUGGAUCACACAAGUACUACAUGGAUCAACAUAGUCUCCCACACAUAAGUACUACUAAGUACUACAUGGAUCACACAAGUACUACAUGGAUCAACAUAGUCUCCCACUCAUAAGUACUACUAAGUACUACAUGGAUCACACAAGUACUACAUGGAUCAACAUAGUCUCCCACACAUAAGUACUACUAAGUACUACAUGGAUCACAUAAGUACUACAUGGAUCAACAUAGUCUCCCACACAUAAGUACUACUAAGUACUACAUGGAUCACACAAGUACUACAUGGAUCAACAUAGUCUCCCACACAUAAGUACUACAUGGAUCAACAUAGUCUCCCACACAUAAGUACUACAUGGAUCAACAUAGUCUCCCACACAUAAGUACUACAUGGAUCAACAUAGUCUCCCACACAUAAGUACUCCAUGGAUCAACAUAGUCUCCCACACAUAAGUACUACAUGGAUCACAUAAGUACUACAUGGAUCACAUAAGUACUACAUGGAUCACAUAAGUACUACAUGGAUCAACAUAGUCUCCCACACAUAAGUACUACAUGGAUCAACAUAUUCUCCCACACAUAAGUACUACAUGGAUCACACAAGUACUACAUGGAUCAACAUAGUCUCCCACUCAUAAGUACUGCUAAGUACUACAUGGAUCACACAAGUACUACAUGGAUCAACAUAGUCUCCCACACAUAAGUACUACUAAGUACUACAUGGAUCACACAAGUACUACAUGGAUCAACAUAGUCUCCCACACAUAAGUACUACAUGGAUCAACAUAGUCUCCCACACAUAAGUACUACAUGGAUCACAUAAGUACUACAUGGAUCACGUAAGUACUACAUGGAUCACAUAAGUACUACAUGGAUCAACAUAGUCUCCCACACAUAAGUACUACAUGGAUCACAUAAGUACUACAUGGAUCACAUAAGUACUACAUAGAUCACAUACAGUAAGUACUACAUGGAUCAACACUUUUUCAAUAAACUGCAUUCUGCACUCUUUUCUUGAUUUCUUGAUGACUUUUUUCAUCUGGUC
This is a messenger RNA of Entelurus aequoreus (snake pipefish), 3152 nucleotides long. RefSeq names its product RNA binding motif protein 42 (gene rbm42). The transcript has 12 exons. The record is from RefSeq and is a predicted model, not a curated record. NCBI's taxonomy places the organism in Eukaryota, Metazoa, Chordata, Actinopteri, Syngnathiformes, Syngnathidae. Gene Ontology annotation, molecular function: mRNA binding. Bases 292 to 1497 code for a protein of 401 amino acids.